GACUGGAGCACAGCUCAGUCGCGGACAUUGCAGAGUAACAGCAACACGCGCCAUGAAGAACUUCACUUUGAUAGCAGCUUUGAGUCUCUGCAGCAUUAGCUGGAUCUCUGCCUCAGUCUCUCAGUAUCAGACUGUGGAGGCUCAGCCUGGUGAAGAAGUCACACUGCAGUGCAGCAACAUUUCAAAAUUUGAUACUCAAACAUUCUGGUCCAGAUUGGUCAACAGAACCAAGAUCAGCUGUGUUGUUGUUAUGUUUAAUUAUAAAGGCGGAAAUAAACUCUGUGGUGGAUAUGAAAAAGAGAAAUUUGAAAUGAAGUCCAACACGUCCACUGUCUUUCUCAACAUCAAAGGAGUGGAUUCACCUGACGCUGGGCUGUAUUACUGUGGAUUUUUCAUAGACGGAACUCCAAGUUUGACUCCCAUACAUUUAAAGGUUAAUGGCAGUGGUGAGCCGCAUGAUGAUGACAGGGAGGGUAAAAGAGAGUCUGACGGAAUAGCAAUGCUGACAAGUGUGAUCCUGGGUGCUCUGACUGUUGUCAUUGUACUGAUCAUCAUUGGUCUGGUUGUGAAAGUCAGGAAACUUCAGACAGCUGUUAAGGAAGACCAGAAUCCUGAACAAAGAGAGAAUGUGGGCCGUGAUGAUGACGUGAACUAUGCAGCUGUGACAAUUCGACCGAAAGCAAAAAGAAGAGAGCAGGAGCUAAAUGUUAUCUAUGCUUCAACCAGAUAGACUCAGGAGGCAACUGGAGCUGACGCUCUAUUAUAUGAAAAUGCUUUCAGCUUUUGUAUGCCAUGUUGGUGACAGCAGUUAUCAUUCUAGCCAAACUCUUUUCUUAUGCAAUAAAGAUCAUGUGUUCAUCCAUUUGUAAGUGUCUUCCUGCCACUGGUAUGUUUUGAUGGAGGAGCCAGUAAGGACGAUGAUGACUGCUCCAACUGUCUUAUAGUGAGAGAUAG
Acanthopagrus latus (yellowfin seabream) is the source of this 954-nucleotide messenger RNA. RefSeq lists its product as uncharacterized. Gene Ontology annotation, biological process: response to bacterium. The record is from RefSeq and is a predicted model, not a curated record. NCBI's taxonomy places the organism in Eukaryota, Metazoa, Chordata, Actinopteri, Spariformes, Sparidae. Bases 53 to 730 code for a protein of 225 amino acids. The transcript is spliced from 6 exons.